AUGCGUUCCAUCAGCUUGAUCAGUCUUCUCCUCGCCGUCACUUCGGUGCUCGCGCUUUCCGCCGACUCCGCUGUCGAGUCUAGCCUCUUUGAGCGAUCGACGAUCGAGGGCGCGCAAUUCGACCGUCGCACCGGUAUGCUUACGUGGGAGGAUGCAGAGGCACCGCUUGCCAAGCGUGAUGGAGAGAUCUCCUUCAUGGCCUCGUUCGAGGUGACAAAGCGUGACACGUCCGAAGCUGGUUCCAGCCUCGAGAAGCGUGGCCGCCGGUGAGUUGCCGACCAAUAGGGGUCUCCUCGCCUGGGAAACAAAGACACGGCUGACUGACCCUCAUGGUCUUGCAAUUCCUGCGUGCAUGUUUUUCCUCGCCCACAGAAACCGCCACAAGAAGUCAAAGAGCAAGAAGUCGAAGAAGUCGAGCAAGAAGAGCAAGAGCAAGAAGAAGAAGACUUCGACGAGCUCGUCCGGCGGAGACGUGUAAGUACUUACGUCGAUAUUCUCUCCACUUGUUUGUUUGCGGUGAUCACAAUCGUUUGCGGGCUGGUCCUGCUGAUGGUUGGCACCAUACCACUUUUGUGGCAUGUGUAAGACCGCCCGAGUUGGGAUUGCUCUGGGUGGCUGUUGUUUUUCGACUCCGAAAACGAUGCUUUUCCCUACAGUCAAGCUGACUCUAACCGCUUCCGUUGGCUCUCGUUCACAGUGCUACCUGGUACACCAAGAAGGACUUGCUGAACCCCUCGUGCGGUCGCAAGUCACACUGGACCCCUACCGACCGCUCGCUCGUCGUCGCCCCUACCGAGCGUUGGGCCCACCGUCCCGCGUGCGGCUCGUUCUUGCGCAUCACCGCCCCCGGUAGCAAGAAGUCCGUCGUUGUUCGAGUUUGGGAUACCUGCGGUGGCUGCGCGCCCAACGUGCCCCACGUCGACCUCACCAUCGCUGCCUUCACCAAGCUCUGGCCCCAGGCCGUCGGCCUGGUCAAGGGCGUUCACGUCCAGGUUCUUUCCGGCCCUCCUUUCAACCCUACCAAGUGGGACUCGCACAUGGUCGCCCUUUACGGUCCCAAGACCCAGUAG
Molecule: messenger RNA, 1070 nt
Organism: Microbotryum saponariae
Lineage: Eukaryota; Fungi; Basidiomycota; Microbotryomycetes; Microbotryales; Microbotryaceae
Source: the annotation of a GenBank genome assembly